Molecule: messenger RNA, 2279 nt
Organism: Drosophila persimilis
Lineage: Eukaryota; Metazoa; Arthropoda; Insecta; Diptera; Drosophilidae
Product: mucin-5AC
Exons: 4
Coding region: 73-2199 (708 amino acids)
Source: RefSeq, a predicted model, not a curated record
CAACAUUUGACAUUCGACACUCGAAAAUGGUCAACAAAAGCCAAAAGUCGAUCGAGUUGGGGCAACACUUCCAUGGAAACCAUCGAGAGAAGCACUCCCCAGAUGAUGAUGAUGCUGCUGCUGUUAUUUCUAUUCCUUUCUGGAUCUUCGGUUUUAAGUUCCCCUCUGGACCCAGAAGAUAUGGAACUGCUGGAGAUGAUGCUCCGGGAUGGCGAUGGAUACCCGAAUAGUGGACGCAGUCUGAGGGACAUAUCCGUGCUGCCGGCCACAUCGAUUGGCUGCGACGAGAACGAUUCCGAAGAGGACUUUAAAAUGUUCGACGAUAUCGAGGAGAGCGUAGAGUGUGAGGACUUUCUGCCACCCUGUGAACCGGCGAACCCUGUGGUGGAAGAAUAUCCCAUAAAUCAUCCCUGCUUUUUGCGCCUAAUCCUGCUGCGGACUCCACUCCUGAAGCAUGACCCAUGCGUCAACUUCACACUGGCGCAAGAAACCCCGAAAUCAACUGAAAAGCCUAGAAAGCCCAAGAAGAAAUGCGAUCCCAAGUCGAAGGCAAAUAUUUCCAAAACUCCAGGUACUCAGAAUGGGUCGAAAGCGAUGCCAAACACUGGCCAAAAGGAAGUCCAAACAACGCCCAAUACUGAAAAUAAAGAAAAGAAAAUACUUUCCGAAACUGGCGAAGCGACAACCAAAAAACCCGAUUCAAGUUCAACAACAAUCUCAACAUCAAGAACAGAGAAAACUUCUACUGAAGGUAGUUCCCCAACAAAAAGAGUUCCAAAUCGAAAGAACAGAAAGCUAACCACUCCCAGGACAACAACAACAACAGCAACAACCACAGCCGGAGCCACGACCACAGAGAAGACCAUCACUACAGAGGAUACAACGACAGAGAUCAUUAGCACCACCACCACCGAAGCAGAAGGAGAAGAACAAACAACCUUCACGACAACGACAACGACUGCAGCACCCACCAGAACCACCAAAAGAGCAGCCACUCGUCGCACAACCAGAGCAAUUCCAAUCAACGAGGACGCCCAACUGAAAUCCAUUGGCUUAAAGAAAAAUAAGAGAGCUACCACAGUCGCUCCUCCAAAACGAGGCAAUAGUACUUAUAAUUUCAAAACCAAGGCCAAUGGCCUAUUCGGAGUUCCAGGCCAACCCAUAAUCAAGAUCGAUAGCCAACCCAGCGAGGUCAUUAAAGUCGUUCUAUCCAAAGAUGUGGGGGAAAUGCGGCUACCGGCGGAAGAGACAGACACUUCAACACCCUUGACAACCACAACAUCCGAGCCGGAAACGACGACAACUGAUGAGAGCUGCGAAGAAGACAUGGAAACCACCAACGAAGUGGAAAAUGAAACAGAAGAAACAGAAUAUUUCCCAGAAACCGAAGAGGAAACCGAAGAAGAUCUGUUUGUUUCAGCAUCAGACAUGGAUAGAGCCAAGUCAACCUCAACCACGGAGGAGCCCUGCGUAGACGCGGACGCCGAUGAUCAAGGAACAAAUCUCUGUCCAGAGUUUAUGCCAGCAUACGGCAACUCAAACUCCAGGCCCCCACCAGGACCACGGUUCCGAAAGCCCGUGAAGAACUAUGUGGAACCCAUUCUAUACGAGGGAUCGUUUGCCAAGCCGCGCCAGAGGAUCGGAUUAACACAACCCCAACCGCAGCGCCGGGACUACUUUGUAAGCAACAAGCAGAUUGUGCCAAGACCCAGGCCUAAGUACAGGAAGCGGCUGCCCCACUCGAUCUACAUGAAUAAUAUUAUCAGGGGUGUAGACUGCGUGGACGAUGUGACUGCGAGUCCCUAUCCACAGGUUGGCCCGUAUCCACAGCCCUUUAGAGCCAUACAACCAUCUCAUGGGCAACGCAACUGGCCAGCGAGUCGUCGACCAGGAGGAGGAUAUGGCUCUGUCCAGAGGAGCCCUGGCUAUGGUCCGGGACCAGCGCCGGUUCAACGUAUCCGUUCCUCUCCGGCUCCUCGAUAUCCGGGAUGUUCAGAGGAAGAGCAGCACUAUCACAAUGACAGGGAGAGCAAUGAGGAUCAGCAUGACUUCGAGGAGGAGGCAGCCGCCUUGAUGCGAGCACCCGAACCGACACCCAGCAUAGAUCCCUGCCAGGCAGAGCAUGAUCACCCCCUUUACGGACAGCAUCUCCAGCAAUCAGUCCACGAUUAUUCACAAUCCAAAAACUUCUUUACCUAAAUCAUAGUCCCAAGGGCUGUAGUUUGUAAGCCACCGACCAGCACCCAGUAACAAAUUUAACCACAUAUGUAAUAAACAAG